Messenger RNA from Dipodomys spectabilis (banner-tailed kangaroo rat), 2471 nucleotides. It is a transcript of the gene Frat1, whose product is annotated as FRAT regulator of WNT signaling pathway 1. Bases 88 to 933 code for a protein of 281 amino acids. Gene Ontology annotation, biological process: positive regulation of canonical Wnt signaling pathway. The transcript has a single exon. The record is from RefSeq and is a predicted model, not a curated record. Lineage: Eukaryota; Metazoa; Chordata; Mammalia; Rodentia; Heteromyidae. Gene Ontology annotation, cellular component: cytoplasm.
GCCCGCCUCUGCUGCGACCCGCCGAACCCGCGGGCAGUCGAGCCGCCAGCGACGCCCUCUGAGCCCCGUGUGCCCGGGCGGGGGGCCAUGCCGUGCCGGAGGGAAGAGGAAGAGGAAGCCGGCGAGGAAGCGGAGGGGGAGGAGGAGGAGGAGGAAGACAGCUUCCUCCUGCUGGAGCAGUCGGUGACGCUGGGCGGCUCGGGCGAGGUGGACCGGCUGGUGGUCCAGAUCGGCGAGACGCUGCAGCUGGAGCCGGCGCACCACAGCCCGGCCUCCCCGUGCGCGCCCCCGGGGCCUCCGCUGCAGCCCCCGCGGCCGCCCUCGGCAGCGCUGGCGGCGGACAAGGCCGGGCCCCCGGCGGUGCCGCUGCUGCUGGGGCCGGCGUCGGCCGAGACGGGGGCCCCGGCGCCCCCUGGGGCCCUGCGCUGCGCUCUCGGGGACCGAGGCCGCGUGCGGGGCCGGGCGGCGCCCUACUGCGUGGCGGAGCUCGCCGCAGGCCCCGGAGCGCUGUCCACUCUGCCCCCUCAGCCUGGCCUGGAUGGGCCUCCGGGAGCUGGCAAGCAAGGCAUCCCGCAGCCGUUGUCUGGGCCGUGCCGCCGAGGAUGGUUCCGGAACGCCGCCUCGUCCCGCCGCCUACCACAGCGACGCGGGUCCCAGCCAGAAACCCGCACCGGAGAGGACGACCCGCACCGGCUCCUGCAGCAGCUGGUGCUCUCAGGAAACCUCAUCAAGGAGGCGGUGCGCAGGCUUCAUUCGCGAGGGCUACAGUUACACGCAAAGCUUCCUCAGUGCCCGCCCCCGGGGCCUCUGUCGGCCCCCGCGCACGAGCCCCCGUCGCCCCGAAGCCCUCGUCCAGCCUGCAGUGACCCUGGCGUGUCCGGGCGGAGGGCGCAGCUCCGAACUGGAGAUGGCAUGCUUGUCCCUGGCAGCUAACAGCCAGGGUGGCCCCGGCGCCAGCCUCUGAUCGGGGGACGGGGGGAGAGGGGGAGAGGGUGCCAGAAGCUUCUCUCGAGGGCUGCAACCCAGUUCGGGCCGGUGGACAACGUGUGCUUUUUGGAAGCAGCAAACAAUAAUAAUAUAAUAAGCUUAACGAAGACGGAGAACCUAAACGCGAAUAUUUUCAUGUACAACCAAGGUUGAGGGCCAGCAUCUGUUUGAAAUCCGAGGACCCUGGGAACCUUGCCUGAGGCAGCUCUUAGGGCGCAGCACCCCAACCUCUCAGUCAGUAAGACUCCUUAUUUGGAGUGACACAACCUGGCGGCGCGGCGCGCGGCUCUGCGCAGACUCUCCCGCUGCCAGCCCGGCGACCACGUGGCCAUGUCGGGCUUCUCCGGCCGCCUCACCCCGGGACGACGGAGGGUCGUCGCCGUUUAUUUAUUUGACCUUUUCAGGACUGGUUCCUGAGUAGACGAUAAUGUAGGGAGCACCCCUAAAAUGCCAGGCUUGAAUAUCUACCCCACUUAAAAAACUUAUCUCGUGUCAAUUGGGGUGGACGGGGAGGGGGAACUGCUUUUUAAUACAGAACGUGGGGUACAACGAAAGGAUCCCCUUGGGGUUCAACAGGAGGAACGUUUUUCUCUGUUCCAUCUUUGCAACUGUUGCCAUUAUCAAAGUGCUGGGGAAGACUGUGCCAGGAGUGGGCAUGGGAGGCGGGGACGGGGUGGGGGGAGGGCGUUGGGUGGUGGAAGGCUAAGAUAAUGUUUCUGAAGCCCUUCACCCCUCCUCGAGUUCAAGGUCACUGUUUGGUGGGCGCUUCUGGUGUGCUCAGGGCUCUGGCAGGAAGAGUAACCAUGUCCGCUUAUGCUGGUUAGAAAAAGUGUGGAGCGUCCCGAGGACACGCAUGGGGAAGGGACGCGCUGGGCGCCCGAGUGACCACCGCCCCUUGUCCUACUCGGGGCUUUCACAGAAACUGCCCUGAAACGUGUCCCCGAGUCCCUCCCCCUCGGCUCUGCUGCCCUGCUCAAGUGGGUGGCGCUGGCGGAUCCUGGGGGCCCCCCCGGGCAAGGGGCUAAGGAGGCACCACCACGUGAUGGGCACUCCAGGGACAUACAGCCUUGCAUAGCAGCUUAUAAUGGGCUCUCCGGGGCCAUUUGCAAUAACAGCUGCAAUUCCCUGGAUAGACGGAGUUGAUUUCCUCCCUCUGCCCCUCCCCCGGCCAUGCCAGCUCGCCUUUGUAAGUAAAGGAAACCGAGUAGAAAAUGUGACCCUCCUAACGGAGAAGCUGCAGGCUUUGCUGCGGUGACCAUGGUGAAGCUGGGAAAUACUGUUCUGUCUGAGCGUGCUAAGACCAUUGUGUUUUAGUUUUACAGAGAGUCGGCUCAGCCUUGACUCCUCUUGCUCAGUAUCCAGAUGUGACUAUUGACGUAUCUACACUUCGCACCGGAGUGUCUGCAAUUGUGGCUGUCCUGAUUAUAGGAUUUUAACUUAACUGAGAUAACUGUUUUUGAAUAAAUGUGUUGGAAUUUUUUGUU